AUGGUGAAAAUUAAGCCACGUGGCAUUAUGUGGCGAUCAAACGAUCGAUGGUUAGCUUUUCUCGUGUGUACAGUGUGUUUGUUUCUGAUUACCCGGUCGGUGUCAGCUCAAUUACGGUGCCACUAUUGCGAUGGUUGUGACGCACAUGAUCCUUCUCAGGAAGAAAAUUGCCCUACGGAAUGUGCCAUUUGGUACUCGACAAAUGGAGUAACAGUGACGGUGACCCGAGGAUGUGUAGAGUACGCCAGUGGCGAUGUUACAAUCUACCAACGGUGUGACACGGAACUUUGUAAUACCGCAAGUACCACGCGGUGCCUUCGCUGUGCGUCGGUGUUUUCGACGGAUUGUAACGAUGUAAUCUGCCCGACGCAAGAUGAUCAGUGCUACUUGAACCCAACAAACGGUCAUCGAGGAUGUGAAUCAGAUGUGGAAUAUUCUACCGACUGUCCACCGGAAGAUGAUGCUUGCUCCCGGUGUACACCCACCGCGAAUGGACGAGCCUGCAAUGAAAACCUGCACUGUGUUGUUUGCGACACCAGCGCUAAUCCAGGUUGCCACCUGGAGGUGUCCUUCAUACAGCAGUGUCCCAGUGCCACCGAUGAGUGUUACCGGUAUAUGGACGGGAUUCAGGCGCUACAUUUCGGGUGUACUAGUGGGAAUGAUUUCUUGACCAGUUGCAAGCCACCGUACAACUGCCGCACGUGCGCUACCGACGAAUGCAACCGAGAUGGUAAGAUAACGCACGGGCAGAUCCUGCGAGCAAUUGAUAAAUUGGCGAGCCCUCUUUCAGACAUAUUCACGUGCUACGCCUGCAGCGACUGUCGCGAGGUAGACGAAGCUCUCAAGAGUGUAUUCGAGUGCACCGUGUUCGAGUUUGAUCAGUGUUACGCGGGCUACGAUUGGGCAGAGAAACAGACCUACAGGGGUUGCGCGUACGAGGACCUGCCACCGUUCGAUCUGAUCAGCACGUGCGAUGAAAGCGAUUGCAACAGCGAGAUCUUCCCCAAUCACCUCCAGUGCUACCAGUGUGUCGGAUGCAGCAGGAUCAGCCCCGAGGAUAUCAAUUACUGUCGCGAUCCAACGGCCACCGCAUGCUUCAUGAUGCAGCUCGAGUCCGAAGGAGGAGGAAAAACGCUUGUCCGUGGUUGUAACACGGACGAGUCGUUCCAGGAUUGCCAGCUCGGUCGGAAUUGCGUCACGUGCGAGGGCACACAGUGCAAUGGGGAGGCCGGAACUGAGCAACGGGUUUGCGCGCGUUGUAACAACGUGAAUGAGUGCAAUCAACAGACCGUACCGUCUGGCUGCUUUGACACCUACUUCACCAACCAGUGCUUCGUGUACUCGGAUGGUGUCGAUGAACUGCUAAAAGGAUGUCUACUUGAGCUGGACCCGGAAAUGGCUGAAGCGUGCUACGAUCCGUCCGAUACCCGGUGCACCAUAUGUAAGGAUUUCAACUGCAACGAGCGGCAUUGCGCAAGUUGCAGCACGCGUGAUGGAGACGGUUUAGCGUGCCUGCUGGCGGACAACGAACAUCCGCUACCGUACGUGCUGUGCACGAUCGGAUGCCGGAUGGAGGUCGACGCCGAAGGACACACCGUGCGGGGUUGCAUUGAAAAUUUCCCGAAUGCAUGCGAUACGGUGACGGGAAUCUGCAACGAAUCGCUGCAACCGGGAUCGAAUGUGGGGAUUUUUCCACCCGUGCGACGCAAGUGCUUCCAGUGUGAUGGCGUUGACAGCUGUCAAGAGGAGCAGCAUGACAUGAACGGGCAAUACUGUCGGUUGUACUACGGCUCGAACGAUGGUUGUUACAUCUUCAACGAUGGGUUCGACAUUAUACGCGGUUGCACUUCCGACCCGAGUGCUAAGUGUUCCGAAUCCGGCAGUCAGGAUCCCAACUGCAAGAUCUUCACCGGUGACCUCUCGAACGGAGCAGCCGUCGUGCAGAUGAGUUGCUAUCGCGAUUGCCCGGGGGCUGGAUCGGAAAUGAUACCAUCAUGCCCGCCGGUCUACUGCGGUGGUUCGGACGAUCGCUGCUUCCUGAGUGUUUCCGGAGGUGGCGUGAUCUCGCGUGGCUGUACAUCCAUGCUCAAUGGGUGUCCUGCGGAUAGCAAGGACUGCUAUAUCUGCAACGAACCGAACUGCAACGGGGCGCAUGCAAUCUGUGCUACUUGUGAUUCGUCCAUCGAGACGGAUUGUCUUGUUGCGGAGGACCAUCAGGACGUUUGUGAUGGAAUGGCCGGAUGCUUCCAGUAUCAGGACAUCGAUCGGGAAAUCUUUGGCUGCGCAGAACAGGCACCUGCCGAUUGCGCGGAGGAUGCCGAUCACUGCCGAUUCUGUGAUGAAGCGAUGUGUAAUGCGAAAGCUCUCACGCUUUGCUUUUCCUGUACCAACUGUCCGAGUGUGGCGGAACCAACAGUACAACCGACGAGGCUGUGCCCCACCGAACAGGAUCGCUGCAUAACCGGAAUCAUCGACAGCAGGAUCGAUCGAGGGUGCUCAUCAGAGUUGCCAAGCCCCAUCGAAGACUACAUCGUGAUCGAGGACUGUGUCGAGGCCAUCUGCAACAACCUAGCGGCUAGUGAAUGGGCGAGCUGUUACGUCUGCAUCGACUGUCCGGAUGUACCGAAUGCUCAGGCGUCAUCUCUCUGCGUGAGUCCUCCCACGAAUCAGUGCUUUACGAGGCGCGAUAGCGAAGGAUUGAUUCACCGGGGUUGUGCAACAGAGGUCAACCUCGAGGGAUGCACCGACGGGUUGAAUUGCGCCGUGUGUCAAGGGGAACAUUGCAAUGGGGAGCCAAUUUUCGGUGCUUCACCUGAAUCUCCACCAUUCGGUUGUGUCCGCUGCGAGGCGGUGGAAAACUGUGCCGAUUAUAACACCGUCAGCGUGUGUCCUAACGAGCUUGGGCUGUUGUUCGAUGGCUGUGUCACGUACGACGAUGGGACGAGCGUACAGAAAGGAUGUCUGAGCGAUUCGAACAUGUUAGUCCUGUGUGGUGCAGGAGCGAAUCCUGACCACUGUCAAGUGUCCUCGAUGCCGAUGGGCAACGCGAGGCCAAUACGUUGCCUAAAAUGCCAGGAGGAUGCUGCUUGCGUCCUGGGAGAUCCUGCCGAGCUAGAGGCACCAACAUACGAGCAAGGAUCCUGCGUGGCGUUCAUCAACGAAGGCGGUUGGAUCGAAAGGGGAAAUUCGAUCGAAAAUCCGGCGUGCAAGGAAUCAUCUCAUUGUGUGGAGUGUUACUCUGAUGCUUGCAACGUGGGGCUGAUUCCUGAGGAUCGACUGCAGUGCUAUCAGUGCAGUGGUACGGAAUGUGCCAGUGCGUUUCCAGCCGGAGUGCCCACAUUUACAUCCCAGCCAUGCCUGCGUUACAACGCGCCCACCGAUCGGUGUUACACCUUGUACGAAGAUGAAACGAUCGCACGGCGCGGAUGUCUGCAGGAUGAAGCCAUUUGUGAAGGCGCCGACGACGGAGGCUGUCAACUUUGCGCUAGUAACGGAUGUAACGACGUUGACUAUGCACAUUUCAUCCAGACCACGGUGUGUAUUCUGUGUAGCACCAACCGGGAAUGUGAAACAGCCCCGACGGAGCAGAUGUGCAGUGGAUCCGGUGGGUGUUUUACAUUUUUCAGCGGAUCGUUUGUUGUUGCGAAGGGAUGCGUUUCGGAGAUCGGUGAAAGUGCGCCCUGGUACGAGGACUGUAUGGAUGGCGGUUCAAGUGACCGGUGCCUGCGUUGCUAUGGUGAUCGAUGCAACCGCAAUCGGUGUUACGUCUGCAACUCGAGUCUCGCUGGGAUGGAUGGGUGCAUCAAUCCCCUUACUGAUGGUGCCAAAUCGGCUGUUUGUCCUGGGAGCGAUGAGUGUGUGGCAUUUAUAGAUGACGAAGGCCACACCGUCCGCGGAUGUGCCGACGAUCAUCCGGAGCAGGUGGCGAAGUGUUCGGAACCCGACGAAAAAUGUCAGAGUUGUAGAGGAGACCUUUGUAACGCGAAACCACUGCCAGAGGACCGCAUAAAGUGUUACCAGUGUUCUGGUUCAGACACAACUUGCAUUACACCGGUGAAAGGAAGCGAAAGCUACUGUGGAACUUACCGAGAGGGAAAAGAAAGCUGUUUCACGCAUUUCAUAGAUACAACAACGGUCGAACGAGGAUGCACGUUGCAGCGGGAUUCUCCCUGCCAGGGAUACUGCCAGGAAUGCAGCACAUCCGGCUGCAAUGAUCAACUUGCGUUGGCUCAAAAUCCAUUGCACUGUGUGCAUUGCUCAGGAGAGUCCUGCGUUGGAAUUGACGCACCGAACGAAACCAACGCGAUACAAUGCCCGGGCGAGCUGCUGUUCGGUCGCACCGAUCGAUGCUACACACACUUCGAUGAGGAAGGGAUAGUACUGCAAAGAGGAUGCCUCAGUGAACUGACACUCGCCGGAAAUGUGGUCGCGUCUCAGUGCGAGGACCCGUUGGAUGUCACGUGCAAGCUCUGCUCCAAGGAUGGCUGUAAUGCGCGCAGUGUGCAGUGCUUCGUUUGUGACUCCGACACGACUCCCGGUUGUUCCGAUGUCCUGAAUGGUGACGUCCACCAUCCACUGCAACGCCGUUGUGGUACAGAUCAGUGCGUUUCCCUGCUGAACGGAGAAACAACUCGUCGUGGCUGUGCGGAAGACUUCGAGGGCACGAGCUGUGAUCAGGCGCAUGGAUGCGAAACGUUCAUUGGUCCGCUUUCAAACGGUGGGAUGUAUCCUGCAGACCGAUUACGGUGCCAUCAGUGCACGGGGUUAACGUGUGGACGAGUUUUGGAAACAGCUACACCCGUCGCUUGCCAGCAAUACCGUUCCGAAGACGAAUGUUACACGUAUGUUUCUGAUACUGGCGAAACAUCCCGCGGUUGCCUUUCGGAUCCCGAAGGGGCAGAUACAUGUUUGCAAAACCCGUAUAACUGCAUUCGCUGCACAUCGCAUAACGGUUGCAACGUGGAACCAAGCGAGAGUCCGAAUGAACUCACGUGCGCUCAGUGUAACGGUGCGGCAGGAUGUUCGCAGGGUGACGGAUCUUCCCCCGUCCAGUUUGAACGUUGUCGCCGUCCGUUGUUGCUUGGUCGACAGGAUUCCUGCUACACGCAAUCGUUCGCUGGUGAGGUCCUUGCGCGCGGAUGUCUUAGCGAUGUGGACGCUUCUUUGAGUGGAAAAUGCACCAACGGAUUGGAAGACGAAUGCACCGUGUGUCAGUGCGAUCGCUGCAAUGGCCCUCCUAUCGAAUGUGUGAGCUGUGCGGGUGAAACGUUCGGUUGUGGAGAUGUGCUAGGAAACUCUGCCGACCUCAGCAAAUGUCGUACGGGAACGUGUGUAUCAUUUGUGCGCCAAUUCACCAACGGAUCAUCGAUCAUCGUGAAAGGCUGCUCGGAAGCGUACGAAAAGGAUACGUGUACCGCUAUGGCGCAACCGGAUGUUGGAAGUUAUCAGCUGUGCCAUGAUUCCGGCUGCAAUGACGUUCGGUUUCCACUAGAGCGCCUCAAGUGCUACCAGUGCACGGGUGAAUCUUGUUCCGAUCCGUCUCUGGAACCAACGCUUUGCGAACCAUACUACGGUCCAACGAACGACCAGUGCUACAGCUUCACGGAUCGGCAACAAAAAGGAUGCCUUGGGGAGCUGGAAAAUCCCGAGAUAUGCACGCCGGAUGGGUCCGGUGGCUGUCGGGUUUGUGCUUCCGGUGAUGGGUGUAACGAGGAGCCACGUGCGCUUCAGUGCAUCGAUUGUUCGUCGAAAAAUGAUUCACGAUGUGUUGACCCAAUGUUGGUUGGGAAGUCGACAAAGUGGUGUCCAAUUGGGGGCUGCGUUACGUUGAUCGAUGAUGAAGGCUUCACAGUGAAAGGAUGCGCAGAGGAUCACGACCUCAACGCAACAUUCUGUUCGACAACCGGUGCAUCCUGCCACGUCUGCUCUGAUGGCGAUCGAUGCAACGACGUGCUGUUCCCCAACGAUCGGUUGCACUGUUUCCAGUGUUCAGGUGCUGGCUGUUUAGAUGUUUCACAGCUUCGUCCAAUCACCUGCCAGCGGUACGAUCCGACGGAUGUCUGCUACUCGUACGCCACUGAUCCUAUGAGCAUCGAGCGUGGCUGCCUAUCAGACCGUGUGUCCCCGUGUCCUGAUGAAUGCGUCACAUGCACCGGUACAUCAUCGAACGGCUGCAACGACGAUCCACCGCUCGUUCCCAACUCGCUCACGUGCCACCGAUGCGAAGGAGCAUUCUGUGCGAGUGCCCAAAUAGGUGCAGGAACCGAAUGUCCUGCCGUAUUGCUAGGACACACCGAUGCUUGCUACAGCUUCGUCGAGACGUACACGGUCCGAAGGGGUUGCCUUUCGGAGGUGGAUGUCUGCAAUCCUGCGGAUCCAAACUGCCACAUCUGCUACAACGGAAAGGACUGUAACGGUGCGGCGUAUCCUGUUACCACCCGCGAGUGCAUCCACUGCUCGGAGGACGAGGAUGGUGAGAGUUGCAGAUGGGGCUUCGCUCGUUCGAACGCGCUCCAAUGUCCUGAAAGCGGGUCAUCUUCCUUCGGAGCCGGGUGUUACACCUGUUACGUGGAGGACCGUUCUUCGCCGGAAUUAACCCCCAAUGGGACAGCUCUCGCAUACCAGCGCGGUUGCGUCGGAGACGACCGCCAGAGCCUGUGUCGGCAGGAUACGCUGAGUGUUUGCCUCGGGGCGGGUUGCAAUCACCGGAACGAGCGGUUGCAGAUUUGCGCCAAGUGUGAAACCGGAUGUGACGGUGGCCGGUGGCUCGUUGAGGAGUGCCGGGGUGCGGUGGAGUACGAACGGCGCGGGUGCUUCCUCAUGCGAGACGGUCGGAAGCGUGUCCUGGCGCGUGGUUGCGUGGCCGAUUUGAAGCAGGACGAUUGGCAACGGUGCUCGAACGCGCGGGAUGCAUCCUGCGUUACGUGUCUCGAGAACGAAUGCAACCGGGCGGUGUCCUCGCUGCGUGGGGUGUCCUUGCUUGGGUUGGUGUUGGUUGCCUUACUGGCCGUUGCUGGAGCACGUCGGUAG
This is a messenger RNA of Anopheles nili, 7029 nucleotides long. RefSeq lists its product as uncharacterized. The record is from RefSeq and is a predicted model, not a curated record. Lineage: Eukaryota; Metazoa; Arthropoda; Insecta; Diptera; Culicidae.